AUGGCCGAUAUUGAUCAUGAUUUUGAGGGAGGCAGCGCAGGAGCAUCGGAAACCUAUCCCAUGCAAUGCAGUGCUCUGCGAAAGAACGGAUUUGUCAUGAUCAAAGAUCGUCCAUGUAAAAUUGUGGAAAUGAGUACUUCCAAAACUGGAAAGCAUGGCCAUGCCAAGGUGCACAUGGUUGCGAUUGAUAUUUUCACCGGGAAGAAGUUAGAGGAUAUCUGCCCUUCCACUCACAACAUGAAUGUUCCCCAUGUACUCCGAAAGGAUUACCAAUUUUGCGACCUGGAAGAGGAAGAUGACGCUGCCUUCGUUUCGGUGAUGACUGAUGAUGGUUCGAUGGAGAACUUCAAGAUUGACAAGUCGGCUGAAAUCCUGAAAGAAGUGAAGGAUAAGAACGCGGCAUCGGAUGGUAAUUUCAUAGUGACAGUGUUGAAGGCGUGCGGCGAAGAACAGGUCAUUGCGACUAAAGAAAUGACCAAGUAG
Symsagittifera roscoffensis is the source of this 483-nucleotide messenger RNA. Its product is annotated as eukaryotic translation initiation factor 5A-1-like. NCBI's taxonomy places the organism in Eukaryota, Metazoa, Xenacoelomorpha, Acoela, Convolutidae. The record is from RefSeq and is a predicted model, not a curated record. Bases 1 to 483 code for a protein of 160 amino acids. Gene Ontology annotation, molecular function: ribosome binding; RNA binding; translation elongation factor activity. The transcript is spliced from 2 exons. Gene Ontology annotation, biological process: positive regulation of translational elongation; positive regulation of translational termination; translational elongation.